AAGCCCUCAACCUAUACCUAUUUCGAUAUACUUUCUGUUGUGUUGUAUUACUCUUCUGUUUCUAUUGUGUUGCAUUAUUUCAUGUGAAAGAAUUAGUCAGGUUAGUCAACAAAUAAAAAUGAACGCAGUGCAAGCAGUCCUCCGGCUGAAGAUUUCUUCUUGGUGGAAAAUCCUUAUUAGUGGAAAAAAACACUGAUUUACAAAGAAUAUUUACAGAAACACUGGAAGUGAACUACACUUUUUUUUCUUUUCUUUUUCUUUUUUUUUUUUUUUUUUUAAGUGACAGACAGUAGCGGCGUCAUUGUAUUUCAAAUAUUUCAUCUUUUUUUCCAAGACAUUAUUGACAGAGUUAGACACACACACAUGCCGUCGUCUAUAUAUACCCUGUAGAACCGAAUUUGUGUGGAAAGAUUACAGUCACAGAUUCGAUUCUAGGGGAGUAUAUGGUCGAUGCAAGAACCUCGAAUAAAACUUUGUCUUGUUUGUUUGACCACUGAAUGUUUUUGCUUUCUAUGCGGAUAAUAAACUAUAGGUAAAAUUAUUAAUAUGUGCGUUGGACAGUGGAAGCUGAUCACGAACAACCCCUUUCGUGCGAUGUGGAAUAUUAUAUGAUGAUUUUGUAUUAUUCUAUGAUACUCAUCGUAUGAUUUGGCAUAAAAUGCAUUGAUCAGUCGAGUUAGCGUUGCCUCUAGUACAUGGUAAUGUAGAUGUUGUCUUUACCUGUUCUAAAUGAAAAUCUCAACCACCUUCUGACAAACAAAGAACAACAAUCCUAUUCAUUGUGUGGCUAUAAAAUUGUUCUCCCAAAAAUUUACAUGAACAUUAUUUUGCAUGAAUAUUACCAAACUUUGCAAAUCCAUGUGCGCUAUUAUAUUUUGCUCCCUGACGUUACCUUAAGAGCUUCCAAGCGGUUAUUCUCUUUUAUGUGGUGUUUGAUUAUUGAUUGGCACGACGCAUUGAUGGCGAACCAGGGCGCCCUAUACAGCGAACUGAAAGGAUGAGAAGCGGUGGAACGAUGAGACUCCAGUCACUUCUGAGUGACCUUUACAUCACAAAGACGGUCUUCAUCAAUUGUACACUGGCUUUAUGCUCCUCUUUUUGUGCCUUGGACCGUUUUUGUCUUGUUUUGUUUUUACCAGUCAAAAUCCCUGGGCUGAGUUUGAUUUACCUUAGUUGAAUAUUAAUUUACUCUCUAGACCACAUGCACAUACAUGCGACGCACAGACGCAUGUUUUUAAAUAAUAUCAUUACAUCUGUAUAGUGCCCAGGGAUCAUUCACCUUAACAAUGCUCACUGCACUGGGUCUAAAUACACAAGCAGAGCAGGAUGUUUUAAAAUUACGCACGGAGGAUCAAUAUAUGCAUGCAACAUGAUUUCAUCAAUGAAAUUUAAUAUUGUAAUCCUAAUUGAGAGAUAAUGUGAAGUUUGUGAAAUUAGCUAUUAGGUGUACACAGCUUCUGCUCUAAUGAUGGAGUCCCCCACCUCGAUUGGCCAAGCUGGUCACAUGGGCGCCUAACUUUAUUCAGUUGACAGCAAGUAGGAGGGCUUUAUGGAGGGAGGAAAAAAAGACAACUCGAGAAAAAUUAGUAUUUUCUACCUUCAGAAAUUAAUGGCCAUGAGUUCGUACAUGGUGAACUCCAAGUAUGUGGAUCCAAAAUUUCCUCCUUGUGAGGAAUAUUCUCAGAACAGUUAUAUACCUGAACAGAGCCCAGGGUACUUCAGUCCAUCGCAGGACACAGAUUUCCAGCAUCCCGGGAUCUAUUCACGGUCAAACUACUCUGAACAGCCUUUCAGCUGUAACACUGUCCAGGGCUCAUCGGUGCAGCCGCGGGGUCAUGUGCAGGAUCAAGCCAGCCACCCCAGCCCUUUCCCCGCACAGACAGAGCAGUGUCCUGCGGUCCAAAUAGCGGGACCGAGGACUUGUGGACAACAACAAAACACAAAGAACCAGAACGGGAUACCAACCAAGCAGCCUGCUGUAGUUUACCCAUGGAUGAAGAAAGUCCACGUUACUACGGUGAACCCGGAUUACACAGGAGCGGAACCCAAACGCUCUCGAACAGCCUACACAAGACAACAGGUUCUGGAACUAGAAAAAGAAUUUCAUUUUAACAGGUAUCUAACAAGACGACGUCGCAUCGAGAUCGCGCAUACCCUCUGUCUCUCCGAGCGACAGAUUAAAAUCUGGUUUCAGAACAGAAGAAUGAAAUGGAAAAAAGACCACAAACUACCUAACACGAAAGGAAGAUCGACAUCAGCUGGAAAUCAGCAUGCACAACACGCUCAAAAGGACAACCAAACAGAGAUCACAACUUUAUAAGUGGAUAUCUUUCCCUCCCUCCAGUUGUACGAACUGUAUCUAAAAGACAAUGCUUCUUUUGACUUUGCAUGGUAGCAAAACGUGACAUGUUGGUCACUAGUGCCAAAAACUGAGAACAAGAAGCAUACACUUUGACUAAAUGCAGUUUAAAAGACUCAUAUGCGUCAGCCCCCCCCCCCCCCCCCAUCCCCCCCACCCCAACAUUUCAAUACUUCCAACACUGUAACUCUUUGCAACUGAAGCAAAGAGGAUAUGGGGCAUCGAAUGAUGGUUAACAUGCCAUCUCGAGGUACAGUAAAAAUGUUAGUCAACUCACGAUUUUUUUUUUUAUUUUUAUUUUUUAUUUUUUUUAUUUUUACACAAACUUGCCAAAUUUAUUUGAGAGCAUGGUUCGUUUUAGUAAAACUAUUCACAUUUAAUACAUUCCCUCUGUAUUUUAAUCAUCCUUCUAUUCUUUUUAAACAAUUUAUGUCAAGUUUGCGCCUAUGGCACAUCAAUUUACCUUAACUGAAUUAUUACAAAGAAAUUAAGCAAGGCAAUGUCCAACAUAUAUUAAAUUUUUUUUAUUUUAUUUUAUUUUUUUUAUUUUUUAUUAAGUCGACUGGGUGCAAGUAAUAAAAUAAAUAAAAUUAGUUAAUGUUAAGAAAAAAAUAUUCGUUGCCUGGGAAAUUAUUUAUUUGUAGAAACUGAAGAAAUUUCCGUUAACUUCGCCUAUUGUGCGCGCCACAUUAAAGGUUUACUUUUUUCAAAGACGUUUUCAAUAAAGCAUCAUUCUUCAAAAAGUAUGCGUUUCUAAGUUUAUUUUGAUAUAUAAAAAAAAAAUAAAAAAAUAAAAAAUCCAUAGAAAUGUGUCUCUUUUUGACUAGAAUACAUAAUAGCAUAUAGAAUAUGCCUUAACUCGGCCAUUUAUCCCGCUUGACACCUUUAUAAACAAUAGAACUACAAAAAAGGAAGCAGUAUAUCUGUUUUUGAGGUGUCAUCUAAAAUUCUUUUAUAGCAGUUUUUUUAUCUUGCAUUUUAGUCCUCAAGAUGUUUGAACCUUCUAUUUAUUAAAUAUAACGUUAAACCUUUCAUGUUCUGCAUUCCAUAAUUAUCAAAUUCAUUUUUUAAGUGCG
This is a messenger RNA of Myxocyprinus asiaticus (Chinese sucker), 3435 nucleotides long. RefSeq names its product homeobox protein Hox-D4a. NCBI's taxonomy places the organism in Eukaryota, Metazoa, Chordata, Actinopteri, Cypriniformes, Catostomidae. The record is from RefSeq and is a predicted model, not a curated record. Gene Ontology annotation, molecular function: DNA-binding transcription factor activity, RNA polymerase II-specific; RNA polymerase II cis-regulatory region sequence-specific DNA binding. Gene Ontology annotation, biological process: regulation of transcription by RNA polymerase II; embryonic skeletal system morphogenesis; anterior/posterior pattern specification. The transcript has 2 exons. Gene Ontology annotation, cellular component: nucleus. Bases 1550 to 2320 code for a protein of 256 amino acids.